GCCUGAAAUGCUGCAGCCAUCGCCAUCACAUCCUGGGCCUCUGGAGACAGCGAUCAUAUUUGUGUUUGACUGGCUUUACUGCGUGUUAAUAAAGGGGACCUGUCUUUGACUGCAGCCUCUUCUCACCCCCUCUGUUUAUGUCUGAGGAUGGGAGGAGUCUCCCUUCGAGUCCACUUCCUCCUGCUGGCUGAUACGCACGCUCACAAAUAUCUGAGCACCCGGUGCCGCGGUUAUUACUGAGACUGCAGGAUGGAGAGGAUGUAGCACGGCUGCCGAGGAGCAAACCGUCCAAUCAGAGGCCCGAUGAGACAAGAGCGGGUUAAUCCACCACACAGAGCGCCGAGCAGCACGCGUGCUCUGGACAGAUGAACGAGUCAGGGUGAAACAGUGUGAGCGGCAGUAUGAUGGUGAUCAACAAGUCUGAAGAAGACAUGAGCAACUGCAGCAUCAACCAUGGGAUCCACCAGCAUGUGUUCUCCUGCGUCUAUAUCCUGGUGCUCAUGGUUGGUGUUCCUGCCAACGUGUACUCGCUAUACCACGCUGCCCUUCAGCUGAAGCAGAGGAACGAGCUGGGCGUUUACCUGAUGAACCUCACUGUGUCUGACCUUCUAUACCUGGCGUCUCUGCCUUUCUGGCUCCAGUACUUCUUUCAGGACGAUGAUUGGCGUCACCGAGAAUGGCUGUGUCAGAUGUGUGGUUUCCUGCUCUACGAGAACAUCUACAUCAGUAUCGGCUUUCUGUGCUGCAUCAGUCUGGAUCGCUAUCUGGCUGUGGUCCAUCCUUUGAGGUUCACGGCUCUGCGCUCCAUGAAAGCAGCGUCCGUCAUCAGCGCCAUCAUCUGGCUGAAGGAGAUCGCGGUGGGCGUGUUUUUCUUUCACCAUAAGGAGCUCAGCAAAGAUCCCAGUAACCACUCGCUGUGCUUCGAGCACUACCCCAUGAAGUCGUGGGAACGUCCAAUCAACUACUACCGCAUCAGCAUCGGCUUCAUGUUCCCGCUGGCCAUUCUGUUGAUUAGCUACCUGUGGGUCCUGCGAGCGGUGGGCCGGAGCGCGGGAACGCAGCCGGAUCAGAAGAUGAGGAUCAGGCAGUUAGUCAGCAGCACCAUCCUCAUCUUCCUCGUCUGCUUCUCGCCCUACCACGUCUUCCUGCUGGUGCGCACGCUGCUGGAGGAGGAAUGCAGCUUCAUCGAAGCCAUAUUUAACUACUACCACCUGUCCCUGCUGCUGACCACCCUGAACUGCGUGGCCGACCCAGUCCUCUACUGUUUCGUCAGCGAAAGCGCCCGCCGCGGCCUCUACAGAGUCGUCUUCAGACCCGUCGCCAGGAUACUCUGCUGCUGCCGUCGCCGUGGCAAUGCCAGUCCCGCCAGUCCAGCUAACGACUCCCACGAGGUUGCCACGGACGAGAACAAUGGCCAGCCGAACGUGACGCUGCUCACGCACAGCAAUACGCUGAACAACGGCCAAACGGACGCCGCCUGCAGAAACACGAGUUUAAUCACACGGAUGCACGAAGAAAGCGUCAAAGCACGAGUCACAGAGAAUAACACCUUGGAAAUGUGUGUGACAGAGAAGCAGAAACAAAACCUCGACAGGACGGAGGGACGUGGGCAGAAAUGAAAUGAUCAGCACGCCUCUGGGUACCAAUGACCCGCCUGCACGACUGUACUCCGCGGGGGCGUGUCUGUGCUGAUGCAACAGCCCAGCCUGAGGGAGGUCAGGGUGGAUCUGAGGUCUGUAGUCUGAAAGCCCCCGUUACCCCUCUGUGGCGUCUGACACAGCGCAACAUGGCUGACAAAACGCACACGAGGAGUUCUGAAAUACUGCAGAGUCUCACGGCAUCACGUCUAAUAAGACUUCAUCAUGUUAGACACACAUUCGCGUCUAAUAACUCGCCUGAAAGGCUCCGUGUGGCAGCGAUGAGGUUCCUUUCAAACAGUGAAACAGGAAGCAGAUGUGGAAGAAAUAAACCGAACGCUUUCACCGCAGCGCCGGAACAAACAACAGGACUUCCUGCACUUUGAUUUAAAGAACCACACGUAACAUGAAGGGACGCAGGAAGACCCGACAGAACAUUAGAAACGGUUAUUGAUCAGUGAUCAGAUUUGACCCAUCGAUUGGCUCCAGGAUGAUUUUGACUUAUCGAAGCAAAUUCUUUAAAACAAGUUGAGACUUUGUGACCCCUAACCUUUGGUGACCUGUUAGAAAGUGUUUCCAGAGUUCUUGUUAUCCUAAUAAAACGUAGUUUAUUAUGAUGAUGAGUCACACCGAUGUUCCUCGCUGUCAGAUAAAGUGCAGAGGAUUCAGAUUCAGGACAAAUCUGUCUCUACUUGAAGCAGAGCUGAUAACAAACCUCAUCGUUGGCAUCGGUAGACUUCAGUUGUUGAUAAUGUGAACCUCACAGAUUCCUUCAUGUUUAAAGGCAGCAGGGUUUAUGUUAGCAUGAGGAGCUUCAGACGAUGCAGCGCCUGUCCGCGGUGCUUCUCUGAAACAACAGCUGUUUGCAUGUUGAUCCACGUGCUGCACGACCUGACACAGUCUGCCGACCAAACUAUGACAUCGCAUUGCACUGAUCACGGGUCAGUAUUAGAAACAUGUAGGACCAACAUGGCUGCACCCACCUUACUGACAAUGAAAGGUCA
Messenger RNA from Pundamilia nyererei, 2641 nucleotides. RefSeq names its product G protein-coupled receptor 68 (gene gpr68). Bases 402 to 1619 code for a protein of 405 amino acids. The record is from RefSeq and is a predicted model, not a curated record. Gene Ontology annotation, molecular function: G protein-coupled receptor activity. Gene Ontology annotation, cellular component: membrane. The transcript has 7 exons. Gene Ontology annotation, biological process: G protein-coupled receptor signaling pathway; cellular response to pH. Lineage: Eukaryota; Metazoa; Chordata; Actinopteri; Cichliformes; Cichlidae.